UCGGAAUACGAUGACAAAUACAGGAGGUAAAGUAAUCGCUAAUUUGCGAGAAAAGUUUGUUUAUCACAAAGCAAUACAAUGGUUCCCUGGACAUAUGACAAAGGGUUUGAGACAGAUGCAGCAACAAUUAAAAAAUGUCGAUUGCAUCAUAGAAGUUCACGAUGCACGAGUACCAAUUUCUGGCCGUUAUGCGGACUUCAGCAGAACUUUGACGGGCUUGAAACCGCAUAUAUUUGUAUUGAGCAAAAUGGAUCUAGCUGAUACAAAAUAUAGAGAAAGCAUAGUGUCUACAUUAAAUAGAGAGGGCUUAUCCAAUAUAAUAUUUACAAAUCUCAAAGAUGAGCAAUGCAAAAAUGCAAAAAAAAUUUUACCCUUAGCUAAAAAGUUAAUAUCUAAUUCAGCACGUUAUAAUAGAAUCGAGGAAGAAUCUUAUUCCAUAAUGGUUAUUGUGCCCAAUGUUGGAAAGUCCUCUCUAAUUAAUCGUUUAAGAAACACUCAUCUUAACAGGGCCAAAGCUGCUCAUGUUGGUGGAGUAGCAGGCAUUACACGAUCCUUGUCGACUCGCAUAAAGAUAUCGGAAGACCCAUUAAUAUAUCUGUUUGAUACACCAGGUAUUUUAGUUCCUUCUAUUAAGGACAUUCAUGCUGGUUUCAAAUUGGCUUUAGUAGGCUGUUUGCAAGAUCAUGUGAUAGGAGCGGAUGUACUUGCAGAUUACUUACUGUUCUGGUUAAAUAAAAAUGAACGAUUUGAAUAUGUAGAAAAACUAGGUUUGCCAGAACCAAAUGACAAUGUGAUACAUUUACUUACAUUUAUUGCUGCAAAGUUUCAAAGAACAAUAAAAAUAAAAAGCUAUGAUGGACGAACAGAAACUGUACCAAAUUUGCAAUUUGCAGCAGAACAUUUUGUUGGAUUAUUUAGAAAAGGAAUGUUAGGGUCUUAUUGCUUAGAUAUAGAUUUAAUGGAAACGUUACAAGAUUGCGACAUUAGAUUAGCGUAAUAAUAAUGAUAAUUAUAUGUAAAUAUUAUAUAAAA
Messenger RNA from Nylanderia fulva, 1032 nucleotides. Its product is annotated as mitochondrial GTPase 1. Lineage: Eukaryota; Metazoa; Arthropoda; Insecta; Hymenoptera; Formicidae. The record is from RefSeq and is a predicted model, not a curated record. Gene Ontology annotation, cellular component: mitochondrion. Gene Ontology annotation, molecular function: GTPase activity; GTP binding. Gene Ontology annotation, biological process: mitochondrial translation.